This is a messenger RNA of Ixodes scapularis (black-legged tick), 3521 nucleotides long. Its product is annotated as F-box/LRR-repeat protein 16. Gene Ontology annotation, molecular function: protein binding. The record is from RefSeq and is a predicted model, not a curated record. The coding region runs from base 264 to 1622 and encodes 452 amino acids. Gene Ontology annotation, biological process: SCF-dependent proteasomal ubiquitin-dependent protein catabolic process. Lineage: Eukaryota; Metazoa; Arthropoda; Arachnida; Ixodida; Ixodidae. The transcript has 3 exons. Gene Ontology annotation, cellular component: SCF ubiquitin ligase complex.
UUUUCCAAGCAUUGUUCGAUUCUUUUCUUGUCGCACACAUUCCAAUGUGUCAGUUUCACUGGUGCCCUUGGGAAUCACGUGACCGAUCUUCGGCGCCACCCGGUGGCGAGCACCGGGACCAUCGCGACGCAGCAGACGACACGUCUCUCAGAGUGACAGCUUGAGAAACACCGACCACCUCUUAGCAGAAGCAAGGUUAUCACUGAACAACCGGCAAACUGACGUCAUCAGGAAGAACCCCGACCAGCUUCCCGCGCAAAAUCAUGGCGGAGGUGAGCUUCACCAAGCGGGCAGCGGCCGAACUGAGCCGCUGUUUCAACGGUCUCGCUGUCCGCGCCAAGGCCGGAGCGUCCAUCCACGCGACGCCCAGUCCUCCGGUACCUCAAGAACCACGUCGUCGCGGACGUCCUGCCGCCGUCCGCGAGUUCUGGGCGGCCCUCACUAGGCCCCGGACCGCGGCCGACCUUUUCAGAGAUCCCGACUAUCUGGCACGUCUGUUCGGCUACUUCAAGGGCCGCGAGAAGCUAGGCCUAGCAUCUGUCUGUCGGUCCUGGAGGGACGCCAUCUACGACCCACGUCACUGGAGGGACAUGCUGCCCGUGCUUCGAUGCCGGGAGCUGAGGAAGGACCCCGUCGAGUCGAGGCGAAGACUCUACGAGUCGCUGGAAAGGAGAGGUAUGGACGCCGUCUGCCUCCUAGGAGCCAACGACGAAGACGUCUUGGACGUCGUGGCACAGUGUCCGACCGCGUUCCUGAGAGCCCGCGUCCGUCUCAUAGGACUGCGGUGCAGCAGUGUUUCGGACAAGGCCCUCGAAGCACUCAUGGCAGCGGCCCCAAGAGUCACCAAUCUGGAGCUCUUUGGCUGCAACGAGGUCACCGACGCUGGACUCUGGGCCUCGCUAACGCCGGCAGUGACGUGUCUUACCUUAGCGGACUGCAUCAACGUUGCCGACGACACGCUCGCAGCCGUCGCCCAGCUGCUCCCCGCGCUCAGGGAGCUGAAUCUUCAGGCGUACCACGUCACCGACGCUUCGUUGGCCUACCUGGGGCCACGUCAGGGAGGGACGCUAUUGGUCCUCCGGUUGAGGUCCUGCUGGGAGCUGACCAAUCAGGGCCUGCUGAACGUGGUGCAAGCUCUGCCCCAUCUCGUGGAACUCUCGCUGUCCGGAUGUACCAAGAUAAGCGACGACGGAGUGGAACUGCUGGCCGAAAACCUUCGGCAGCUUCGAGUCCUGGACCUGUCCUGGUGCCCCAGGGUGACAGACGCCAGCCUGGAGUUCAUCGCCUGUGAUAUGACGCAACUGGAGCAGCUCACGCUAGAUCGAUGUAUGCACAUAACGGACAUUGGCCUGGGCUACCUGUCGACCAUCCCCAACCUGGCGGUCCUUUACCUGCGCUGGUGUUCCCAGAUCAGGGACUUCGGCCUCCAGCACCUGUGCAGCAUGAAGAACCUCAGAAUUCUGUCUCUCGCAGGCUGUCCCCAACUAACCUCCCGGGGACUCUCGGCACUGGCACAAGUGAGGCAACUCCAGGAGCUCGAGCUCACCAAUUGCCCAGGAGCGACACCGGAACUCCUCGAUUACCUCAAGGAGCAACUCUGCCACUGUCUCAUUGUGGAGUGAAGGAAAGGGGGGUGACCCCUCCCCUCCCACUACGUCACGUGAGCACAUGGUGAAGAGCACCCCCCCACCCCCGGUCGUGUUUAUCGGACGACAAUGUUCGCCAACAAAAGCGAUCUCCUACGUCAGUCUUUUCGUCCCCUCCCUCUCUGUGACCAAAACAAACUCCCCGUGACAUUGUGACGACGUGCCUAAAUUAGCAGAUGUGACAUGCAACGUUAUGAGGGAUGCUCUAACUGUGUAUGGCAAAAAAAAAUAUUGUUGAUAAAAUCGAAGCUGAAAUGGCAAGUAUAAAAAUGGUGUCCUCUAAGGUAGUGAUAACUGUGCAUUGCUUUCUGACAUUUCUUGCUUCCCCAAGCAACAUUGGUGAAUUGUCUGCAUGACAAGUCCCUGAAUUCAAUGUGAGGGAUUGAUUUAACACUGCAAUGGUAAACACUUUUACAGCUGUAAAAGUCACAUAGAGUUAGCAGGUGGAACCAAGAUGGCAAAACAGAUCAGACGAUUGAUUAACUAUUGGAUUGGGAGGACUAGAGGAUUUCCUAAAAAUUCAUGAAGGUCAGGUGUGUCAAGGCACUUCACCUUCGUCGGUGAAGCGAUGCAGCAUUACCAUUUUAAUAUUAAGCAGUUUUAUCAACAGUAGAAACAAAAAAGGCUUAGCUGCUCUAGAAAGCACAAUGGCAGACCAAUCAUAACCCUGAACACCUUACCUGUAGAUAAAGUGAUGCAACAUUACUGUGCUUUGAUGAUAAACAGUUCUGGCAACAGUACAAACCAAAAAAACUCAUCUAGAUAGCAAACUUUCAGACUGUGAUAUGGCCCAGAGGUUAAAUAAAAAAAAUUAAUAUAAAACCUGUAAAUUUGUUAAGAACUGCCACACACUGCACAGUAAUUUACCUAAAAUAUUUUAAGAUUUGUUAUUUAAUUUGAAAUAUGCUAGCAGAUGAUCUCUGUUCAAACAAAUGUAGGACCUGUACAAGCAUGCUGCCUAUGCGUCUGGGUGAGCAAGAAUUUUCAGUGGCAUGAAUUUUAUUGGUUCAGUUCUGACACACUAGGUUGCAAAAAAUUAUUAGCUUGCAAAACAAUGAUAUGUGGUAAAACCAUCGAAAUGGCAAAGAUUAACCUCGUAAGGUAAAACUAUUAGGUCUCCAACAAAAAUUAAAUCACCGUCACAGUAGCGCGUGUCAUGAUGAUGUAUGUCAUGCAACUACGAUCCCGGCCACUGAUGCUUUGACAUGCCCAUAUAGGGAACUUUCCUGGUUGAGGGGCAAAGUUGCCAGUGAGACGUGCUUGUCUUCAUUUUAAAAAAGUGCUCUACAAAGCUCUCGACGGCUUUACAGGGUGCAGGAAUUAAUUUUAUUAAUUCUUCCUUCGUCAUUCCCCAGCUUGUGGAUGCACGUUAAAAUGAAACUGCUCCAAUGUUCUGUGGCAAUUUGUUUACUUAAAGGUCUCAACACGACCCACAUGCCUCUCCUUUCGUAACGUGUAUCUUUGUGUCUUCAGAAGUGUUAAACAGCGUAGCGUUGUAAUUUUCUUAGAGUUCUGUCCCAGUGUAUAAAACUCACCAGCGAUGGCUCAAAGUACAGACAACAAAACAUGCUGAUCCCAGAACAGGCGUUCAUACGAGGCCGCCAGACCGAGCGUUGAAUAAAGUAACCCAUGGUCUGUUAAACCCAUGAACCUUGAUGGCGAGACACAGGCGUGGUGGGAGUACGCUUCCAGCACACGCCAACAGCAGUGCAUGCAACAACGGUGGCCAGUGCAUACGCCGUCUAUCUAGCUUCUUUGUUUAAGGCAAAAGCCUUACUUGUCUUAUUACCCGAAAAAACGGUGGCACUGUCCCCGAAAGAUGGUCUUAAAAAUAUGUCAUCAAGCACGCGCCUCAAAAAUAAAAUAUAAAGAAAA